Schizophyllum commune H4-8 is the source of this 619-nucleotide messenger RNA. RefSeq lists its product as uncharacterized. The record is from RefSeq and is a predicted model, not a curated record. The transcript has 4 exons. NCBI's taxonomy places the organism in Eukaryota, Fungi, Basidiomycota, Agaricomycetes, Agaricales, Schizophyllaceae. The coding region runs from base 127 to 399 and encodes 90 amino acids.
GCCUCGCUCCCUGCGGGCGAACUUCACAAUAGUGAGCCUCUUGACCGGUGCGGGCGGCACAAAGAACACCGCCUAUAUAAGCAGCCUCUUCCCCACCUCGGCCGUUUGACUUCUUCAUCCACCACAAUGCGCACCUUCAUCCCUAUCGCCGCCCUCGUGUCCCUCGCCGCCUUCGCCGCCGCGAUCCGCAACCCGGACAACCCUGCCGACCCCAUCAACUGCCCGCCCAGCGGCGGCGCCGACAAGUGCUCGAAGGAGACUUCGUGCAACAACCGCAUCCGCAUCAACUACGGCCAGACGGAGCAGGGGCACUACAUCUGGUACUUGAACGACUACGACCCGAACAACCUGCCCCAGGGUAUCAUCAUCACUACUGACACUGUGGGGACGUGUCACUGAGCCAUCCUUUCUGGUGGACUUCGGGUAGAAAGAAUCACCACGAGCAUCACGCAGUAUUUAUUAUUGUAUUCUCCGAGAACGGGCAGGAUGUUGUAUGUUGUCGAUCAAUGUCUACUGGGUACUUGAGAAGCGGAAAUAUGGUGAUUACUACGAUCAGCCAGCGAUGGAAAGACUUGGACAAUGUCCAGUACGCUCAAAUCUAAACCGGGACUUCAGUUGA